CCGACAGUCUUCUGCAUUUCAUGCACGCAACCUGGGCCGCCCAACUCAGUGUGCUCUUUUCUGCUGAGUGGUCAAUUGCCUUGCCAAUUGCCAACCACGGUGGCCACCAACCGUCUUUCUGUGCGUGGAUUACAAGCCAACAUCAAAAAUGAACUACGGGGAGUCCAACCCCGAGCUCGAGUCCUUCCGCGAACAGUGGAAGGCUGAAGUCCGGGCAAAGCGCGCCGUUCCUGGUCCAUCCAGGCAACAGCAGCAACAGCAGCAACAGCAGCAGCCGCAACAAGCCGCGCCAGCCGGACCGUCCGCCUCUCAUGCCGCCACCGCAUCUCGCCAACAGCCGCGGGGGAAGCCGCCGAAACCAACCAAGAAGGCGCCCACACAGGACCAAGACGAUGACUACGUUCAAUCGCAGUCCUUUGAUGAGCCGGCGGCCUCCGGCCCUGUCGCGGCCUCUCUCGAUAGACGUCAGCCCGAGGCCGCAGAGCCGGGGGAGCCAGUCUCCGCUCUUGAGCAUUACGAAAAGGCGGUGGAAAAGGAGGCCGCGGGAAAACUUGGCGACAGUCUGAGGCUGUACAGGAAGGCCUUUCGGAUGGAUGACAACGUGGAUCGGAAGUACAAAAACAAGCACUUUCCGAAGCCGCCGCCGAAGCCCGCUCAAGCAACUUCGGUCAACGAUGUCCGGAAAAGCGCCAGCUCUGCGCCGGGCCCCCAACAGCCGCAAUCCGUGAAGGAUCUUAUCGCCGGCUUCUCGGUGCUCUCCAUUGCCCCGGCGCCGCCCGAGGUCGAAGGCAUGCCGCCGCCUCCGUGCCCCUUGGCCGCGCUUCCAGAGGAGAUUCUGGUGCAGAUCCUCCGCGACGUGGCAAUUCUGGAUGUGGGGGACUUUGUGCGCCUUUCCCUGGUGUGCAAGCGCCUGGCCUAUUUGGUGGCCACCGAGGAUCGCAUCUGGAGGCGCAUCUGUUUGGGUUCGGAGUUCGGGUUUGGGGGCAUGCACUAUUAUUGGCAACGGCGGAUCACCUGGGAGCCUCUCACCGCAGAGGACCUAAUCCGCGAGGCCGCCGAGGCCGAGGCCGAGGCAUCCGCCGAUUCCGAAACGCAGCUGUCACCACCACCAGCCGCACCGCCGCUAACCCUCUCGGAGCGCGCCCGUCGACACGCCGAAGAGAGCAUGGCCAACACGCUGGCCUUCUACCACUCCCUCUACUCGUGCUCCUGGCAGCGCAUGUUCCGCCUGCGGCCGCGCAUCCGCUUCAACGGCUGCUACAUCAGCACCGUCAACUACAUCCGCGCCGGGCAGGCCAGCUCCUACCAGGUGACGUGGAACUCGCCCGUGCACAUCGUCACCUUCUAUCGCUACCUGCGCUUCUUCCGCGACGGCACCGUCAUCAGCCUGCUCACGACGGCCGAGCCCGCCGACGUGGUGCACCACAUGACCCGCGAGGCCGUCGCGCUGCACGCGGGCGGCGCGAACCCGCACCUGCCGAGCGCCGUGGCCCGCUCGGCGCUGAAGGGGCGGUGGCGGCUGGCCCGCGAGGCGGACAACCCCGGCGCGUCGCUCAGCGAGAUUGAGGGCGGCGUCAUGAUCGAGACGGAGGGGGUCAGCAACUACAUCUACCGCUUGGAUCUCGUGCUGGGGUCGGCGGGCAAGGGGGCGCGAAACAAUAAGCUCUCCUGGAAGGGGUUCUACAGCUACAACCGGCUGACUGAGGACUGGGCUGAGUUCACGAUGCAGAAUACCAAGCCCUUCUUUUUCAGUCGUGUGAAGAGUUAUGGGGUGAAGGGGGAGUAG
Thermothielavioides terrestris NRRL 8126 is the source of this 1786-nucleotide messenger RNA. RefSeq lists its product as uncharacterized. The coding region runs from base 149 to 1786 and encodes 545 amino acids. NCBI's taxonomy places the organism in Eukaryota, Fungi, Ascomycota, Sordariomycetes, Sordariales, Chaetomiaceae. Gene Ontology annotation, biological process: SCF-dependent proteasomal ubiquitin-dependent protein catabolic process. Gene Ontology annotation, molecular function: protein binding. The record is from RefSeq and is a predicted model, not a curated record. Gene Ontology annotation, cellular component: SCF ubiquitin ligase complex. The transcript is spliced from 2 exons.